AUCAACAAUGAGAAGCGAAACACGAAAAAUUUCCAUUUAUAUAUGACGUCAUAGCGUCCAGUUGGAAACGUCGCGCGCGGUUUCCUCUCAUUGUGUGUUCGAAAAAGCGAAAUACUUUGUACCUUGUCAUGCACCUGUAAUACACCGUUGGUGUAUACCAAUACAACCAGAAAUCGUCCACCACUUAUCUCACACAAAAAUAAAAGACUCCGUCGGUCAGUACACUACUCAAAAAAAAUAUCCUUUUUCUUAAUGCAUUCAGCCAGAGUGAAUAACUUGAAGUUAUUUUAAUAAAAUUCGCUACCUCAAAUUGGAAAUCAUAAAAAAAUUAAUUUUGAUAAUUUUGGGAAGGAGUAUUGGUCAAUAAAUGUGCCUGAUUCACAUCAGUUUAUCAGUUUGGGACAACCAACGAUUUCAGUGUUAAAUUUUUGAAUGGAAAAUUUUUUUGUGGAAAAAGUGCUCAAGUUAAAUUUAGGACUUAAGACCAUCGAAUAAAGGAAAAAUCAAUGUGACUAAAGUCAAAAUAAAAUUUUUAGUGAUACAGUGACCGCUCAUCUAACAUGCUCAUCAACUUGUAAUUAUCAGAAAAUAAUCAAGAAAGAAAAUUCGACAAAUUCGUCCUAAUCGUCAUUCGAUGCUCAGGAUAAAGGAGAAAAAUUUUGGAUAGACAUUUUUACGGAUAUUAAAAUGAAGUUAAAAUGAAAAACCUUUCAGGCAUGGAUUAUGUAUAUUUGAAUUACGCAAAUGACAACGACUCAAACGACAAUGAUGAUGGCACUGAUAAUAGUAAAAUAGUGAACAGCUUGAGUCCAUCAUUAAGCCCAUCCGACAAUUCAGUUGAAGGAAAUCACAAUGUUGAAGACGGUGAAAUCGAUGAUGACAUGGAUGACAAUGGAUCCGAACAAGAAUUGACCAAUUUGGGCUGGCUGACUGAUUUGAAAAAAUUGGCAAGCUGGCCGGAUAUUGUAGCUGGAGGAACUGUUGACGAUGAUGACAUCAUUGAGCCGAUAUCGGACAAGAAUUUGAGUGAGGAAAGAUUCAAAAAGUUUAUGAUUCAAGUGAAACAGAGCCAACAGAUUUAUUUAGAUCGGGAAGAUUUGUAUCGUCAUAAUGAGCACGAGAAACCGCCAUUCAACUAUGCUCAGAUAAUCGCAAUGGCAAUGAUGGACUGUGGUAAAAUGACUCUCAAAGACAUUUGCAAAUGGAUUCAAGAUCGUUUCGCCUACUUUCGGUGCAAUGAUAAUUGGAAUAAUUCGAUUCGACACAAUUUGUCGUUGCAUUUUUGUUUCACCAAAAUUGCCCGAGGAAAAAACGAAAAAGGAAAGGGCGGUUACUGGGAGCUCAGCAUGAAUACAUCGAAAAGUGAGCGAAAACGGAUCCGAAACCGGCGAAAAAGGUUCCUCAACGAUAAUAACUCCAAUGCAUCAUCUACAGUGGCCAAAUACCAUCCACGAAAAUUCAAAAAAUCUUCAAAGGCUACGAAUGUGAUUCCGGAAAUAGUCAGUAAUGUGAACGACAACAAUGCCAUCGGUUCGCAACCGAUAGCAUGUGGAAAUAUGGAAAAUUGUGUAGAAUUAGACGUGCAAGAGUUGAUAAGCGAUGGCGAAAUUGUGGUGCGAACAGAACCGAUUCAGUUCGUGUUGGAUCCGAAUGAUAUAUCUUUCAAUGCGACAAUUGUCACCACAACAGCUGAUUUACAAGAGUAUGAAGAGCGAAGCGUGAUUAAUGAUGGAUCUAAUGAGAUCUUUCUGGGAUGCGACAUUCCCCUGUCGGGAGACUGUGUCAUCAUACCAUACAAUUGUCAACCGAACACAAACCAAGCGACCGAUGACGAUCUCAUAACAUCGACCAUUCACAGCACCUAUCUGUCAUCAACGGGAACUCAACAAAAUGGACCAAACGUAAUUGUUGAACCGAUGCCAUACACUCUGUCCGAAAUGGACACGGUGCUUGAUAUUGAACGGGAACUGAGCAAUUUUGUCGACAUUCCGGAUUCGGCUGAACUGGUUGAGAAUGGGUAUUUUGACUAUACAAACUGGUAAACGUCACAGUUUGGUGGGAGUGGAAAAUUUAUUUGAUAGAAAGUGAAUCUAGUCCGUCCGAGAAAGAAACUAUGUGAAAAAUUAAAAUUAUUUAUAAAUCUAGCAAUAAGCAUAAUAGACGACAAAGCCUUAUUAUACACUUCAGCAUUGUACAUUGAAAGAGAAUAGCAAUUGAGAACAACUUUGAAUGUAAUGUUUUAGUCUGGUGGAGUAAUAACGCGGAUGACAUUGAAUCUCUUUCUAUAUUUAGAAUUUAUGACUAAACAAUUCAUUAAACCAUUGGACAGAAGCAAUUUUAAAAAGAAAUACUAAAAAUUUACAAAAAUGUUUUUGAAACUAUUGUACGUGUGGUUGUAACUUGAUAUUAUUUGAUUAUCUGAUUCGGCUCAUGAACAUUUUAUUUAUUGCUCAAAACAGAAAAUUAUUUGAAAAAUAAAGAAAAUUACUAACAAAAAAUUACGUGAGUAACA
Messenger RNA from Bradysia coprophila, 2512 nucleotides. RefSeq lists its product as uncharacterized. Lineage: Eukaryota; Metazoa; Arthropoda; Insecta; Diptera; Sciaridae. Gene Ontology annotation, biological process: regulation of transcription by RNA polymerase II. The record is from RefSeq and is a predicted model, not a curated record. Gene Ontology annotation, molecular function: RNA polymerase II cis-regulatory region sequence-specific DNA binding; DNA-binding transcription factor activity, RNA polymerase II-specific.